GAAAGGUAGCGUAUGACCUUGAAAUAAAAAUUAGGGACAACGAUACAACAAUGACGAACCCCUACUACUUAUCAGUGGUUGCUAGCAAAGGUCCUUUCCGUUUCAACGAGUCUCCCAAAAUAGUCAAUCUACCGACUACCAUCAAGGUGAUGGAAAACACCCCACCGGACACAUAUUUGUUCAAACUUCUAUUCACCGACGAAAAUCCUGCCGAUACUUUUACAGUGACGGAUACUAUAAAUGCGUCUCACGUAUUGAAAGAUUAUAUCAAGUUUAACACGACUUCAUACGUAGUCUCGACGGGAACUAAACCAAUUGAUUAUGAGACUUCGACUGCAGGAGAAUUUGAAAUAAUUAUUAGCGACGGCACGGGAACGACCCAAUUCUUCACCGUCACUGGUACAGUAACAAUCCAAUACGUGGAUGUCAACGAAGAUGGCAUUAGCUUGGUUUUGAACUCUAAUGCAACGGCUGAAUUUAAUGAGGAUAAGGCACCGGGAUCCGUGAUAUAUUCCUCGGUCGUAGACAAAUCUGCCACACUGAAUACAAGCAUAGAUAAGAAUGAAGUAAUAGACUACUGGAUGAAUUGUGGGAAGGAUUCAAAAUACUUCUCGUUUGAUCCCAUUGCAAAUGAGGUCAAGCUGGUUCGAGAAUACGACAUGGAUAAGGGGUUGUCUGGCACUGCCACCUGUAACAUAACUGCACGUGACACCGGCGGUUUUACAGAUACAAAGUCAUUUACACUCACGGUGAAUCAAACAAACGACAUCGCACCAGAGUUUCCCCACAAGAACUACGUCUUUUUCCAAAGGCCGUCGGAUACGUUUUUCACGCUGAUCGCAAACAUGUCUGGAUCGGAUGCCGACGUUGUUGAUACGCCGACCGUUCUGACCUACAGGUUUGGUCCCGCCAGUUCCAAAGCUUCCACGGAGUCCCAUUUUCAGAUUGAUGAAGACGGAAUACUCUACAUACGUAACGUCUCUACGGUUCCUGACGGCUCGUAUAAGACGUUCGAGAUCAUCGUCUCCGACAAUGACGCUACGGCGCCUCUGGAAGGAACGUGUACAGUUACUGUGAUAUUUAGUGGGGUGGCGACAACAACAACAACGACGACCGAGAGGUACUAUGUCUUUUUGGACGACCAUGAGAAUUACUGGUGGAUGUUUCUGCUCGGCGCCCUCGUGUUUGCCGCCGUCGUCAUCAUCAUCUUCAUCGCCUGCAACGAUCCCAGGAUCUACGACUAUGUCGUUUACCAGAUGAACAGGUUUGCUCACUGGUGCCGUCGCAAGCCGAAGCCGAAGGCACCAAGGAGAACGGUUGGGAAGCUGACCGUUACGGUUAACAACAAGCGACUUGAGAACGACCCUGACAACGCGUUGCCAUGGGAGCUGCUCGCUAAAGAUGGUGACGUACCGGAACUAAAUCAAGUCCAGGCGGAUAUUCAGAAAAGAAAGGAGAAAAGGGACCGGGACUAUAAGAACUUCAAGGGGUUGCCCAUAUUCGAGAAGGGCAAAGGGCCUCGGCCUGACUCGGCCCAGUCUACGUCAUCAAUUUCCAGUGAUGUCACGAGGACAAGUGAGUCCCCGAAAUAUGCCACAUUUGUCAGCAAAGACGACAAUCUGGACGAGGGAGGUGAAGGUCAAUGGGGCAACCUGGAAGGAGCAACGGGAGGGAAAUAAGUGUCAUUGAGAGAUCGUUAAAGCAACACACCUUGAAAUGAAAUACAUGUUCAUCAAUACAUAUAGAUGCAAUUUGAAAGUGUGCAAAAUUGUCAUUAAAUCUAUGGCCCAGUUAGCAAGUAAUUUAUUAUUUUUCAAACGGUACCGCUUUUAAAACCGAAAGUAGGAUUUCCAUACGUAUACGUCCAUUUCGACAAACGCGAUUAUUUUUAAGUUUUAAGGUACAAAAAAGACGGAUCUCUACCUUGUAACCACCAUAUAAAUUCUUAUUGGCAUAGAUAAAAUAUGUUUCUUAUUUAUACUCAAAUUUACUAUGCCAAAUGAGUUGUGUGGCUUUAAAUAACCUCGUCUGCGCAUGUUUCGUAUUUGCAGACCUUUGUUUGGACAACAGAGCGUUCGUUUUAUACAUGUACAUUGAUCUUGCCAUGCCGUUAGCAAACCGUUUUGAAUACAGAGUAAGGCGAUUGUAAGUUAGUCGCAACAAACUAUGUUGAGGGAAUUGUUACUCUGUAUAAACCUUUUUACGUUUUUGCCUUUUCAUGUUUAAUUAGAUGUUUUGUUUAAAAACGCUGUUUGACACAUUUUAUAUUUUAUUUCGCACUUAAAAAGGACAUUGUUUUUUAGAUGGAAUUUAUUUAUUUAUAUAAAAAUGUUGGUUGUUGUUUUAUAUGUUGUUAUUAUAGAU
Molecule: messenger RNA, 2364 nt
Organism: Dreissena polymorpha
Lineage: Eukaryota; Metazoa; Mollusca; Bivalvia; Myida; Dreissenidae
Exons: 12
Coding region: 51-1679 (542 amino acids)
Biological process (GO): homophilic cell-cell adhesion
Cellular component (GO): membrane
Molecular function (GO): calcium ion binding
Source: RefSeq, a predicted model, not a curated record